AUGGGUCUCUUCAGCCAUCUGGGGUUGUCCGACCUCCCCAAAGAGAUAUUCAACUACCGUCUCUUUUGGUCUGUUGGUGUGUUCGGCAUCCUCGGAGCGGGACGAGGAAUCGAUGAAGGCCUGGUCGGCGGCAUGAUCUCCCUCAAGAGCUUCAAGGAUGAAUUCCCAUUGGAAGUCGGCACUGCCUCGGAGAUCGCCAACCGCGAGUCCAACAUCACAAGCAUGGUCCAGCUCGGCUCCAUAGGCGGCGCUCUGCUAGCUUUUAUCCUGUGUGAUCGAAUCGGCCGAGUCAGAUCCCUUCAAGCUCUGACGUUCCUCUGGGCUAUCGGAUUUGUCAUUGUUGUCACUAGUUUUGGCAACAUUGGGCAGAUUCUCGCAGGUCGCUUGAUCGCCGGACUCGGCGUUGGUAUGACCACAGUGGUUGGUCCGACUUAUCUAGCAGAGGUUGCCCCCAAGGAGAUUAGAGGUAUGCUGACCAACAUCUUUGCCGGUGCCGUGUACCUGGGUGUGAUGAUUGCGUACUUUGCCAAUUGGGGUUGUUCGGAGAACAUAUCCGACUCUUCUCGUUCGCAAUGGGUGAUUCCACAGGCAAUUCACAUUAUGUUUGCUGGGGUCAUUUUCAUUGCUUCUUUGACUGUCUCAGAGAGCCCACGGUUCCUCGUCAUGCGAGGGAAACACGAACAGGCUCUAAAGAAUCUGUGUACCCUACGCCAACUACCUAGCGAUCAUCCCAGUAUCAUGUCCGAGAUUCUAGACAUCCGCGAUCAACUAAAUCACGAGCAGGAGAGCACCCGGGGAUCCUCACUCUGGGGAAAGCUCAAAGAGCUCAUCACAAUCCCAGCUAACCGCUACCGCUUGAUGCUUGGUGUCAUGUCACAAUUGCUUGGACAAUGGUCUGGUGCCUCGGCGAUCACCAUCUACGCGACCAGCUUCUUCGCUGCACUGGGAAAAACCGGUCAAAGCGAGAAGCUAUUUGCAACCUGUAUUCUCGGGAUCGUCAAAUUCUGCUCCGCCUAUAUCUGCGCAUUCUUCCUCAUUGAUUUCCUCGGUCGUCGUCGCUCCCUCUAUACCGGGAUCAUCCUGCAAACUCUAUCGAUCUGUUAUAUUGCAAUCUACAUGGCCAAAGUCCCAGCCUCCGCUCACGUUUCAGAGACCAGUGAAAUCGCUGGCUCUGCUAAGCGUGCAGGCAUCGGCGCAAUUGCGGCCAUCUAUAUCUCCGGCUUUGGUUGGGCGAUCGGCUGGAAUUCGUUCCAGUAUCUGGUUAACGCGGAGAUUUACCCCAGUCGGUUGCGUGCCCUUGGCUCAUCAAUUGUCAUGUGCAUUCACUUUGCCAAUCAAUUCGGAAACACUAAAGCAGUCCCGAAUAUGGUGCUUGCCAUGACGAACUACGGCUUUUUUGUCUUCUGCACGGCGGUUUGCGUUCUUGGUCUUCUAUGGGUCUGGUUCUUUGUGCCUGAGACAGCUGGUAGAAGUCUCGAGUCGAUGGAGGAGUUGUUUGCUCUGCCGUGGCAUCAAAUUGGUCGCCAUGGUAAGUCUUUGUCUCCAGUCGGGGAUGGCCUCUUUGGUGAGGACCAAGAGAAAGCUCGCGCUAUUCAUCAAGAGUAG
Messenger RNA from Penicillium olsonii, 1605 nucleotides. Lineage: Eukaryota; Fungi; Ascomycota; Eurotiomycetes; Eurotiales; Aspergillaceae. The record is from the annotation of a GenBank genome assembly.